Messenger RNA from Scleropages formosus (Asian bonytongue), 1585 nucleotides. It is a transcript of the gene spc25, whose product is annotated as SPC25 component of NDC80 kinetochore complex. The record is from RefSeq and is a predicted model, not a curated record. Gene Ontology annotation, biological process: chromosome segregation. Bases 209 to 904 code for a protein of 231 amino acids. The transcript has 7 exons. Gene Ontology annotation, cellular component: Ndc80 complex. Lineage: Eukaryota; Metazoa; Chordata; Actinopteri; Osteoglossiformes; Osteoglossidae.
GGCGCGAGAUUGACGGAGAAACUGUUUUCAACGGAAACGUUUGGGCUACCUAAUUUUGUAGUUUUUCAGCGCGGAAUUAAAAAGUAGCAUUCAGUGUAUUAGACGUAAUAUAUUUUGAGGUAAAAUUUUCUUUUAUAUGUAGGCCCGAUAUCCGAUAUAGCCGCCGCAGUAUUCUGGUGCGGAGCUGACGACGUUACCUAGUGAAACAAUGGCUUGUGUGAAAGACCCCAAUGUCGUAGAGAACUUCAGCAACACACUCGAGGAUAUACGCAACAAGCUGUUGGUCCAGGCCAUAGGCGACAUGGUGGACACGGAGGCGGCGCUGUGUCAGACCCACAGAGAGCACCUGCAGUCCAUGAAAGAGACCUGCCUGAAAAAAUCCAAGGAGGAUGACAACAUGUUUGAAACCAUUCAGCUUCUCAAACGAGAUUUAGAACAAAAAUAUGUUCUUAUGAAAGAGGUAAAAGACACAAUCCCAGAGGUUUUGUCAGAAAUAGAGGAUAAGGAAAAUCAGAAAGAUGUGAUGAUAAAGAAGAUUGGCAGGAUGAAGGAGGAGCAAAUGAAGAAGAAGGAAUUGAUCAUUUCACAGAACAAAGCGAACAAAGACAAAUUAAAGAAUCUGAACAAAGCUAAGCAAAUGUUCCAGGAUUGGCUGGGGUUGGAAAUUCGAAAAAUUCAUGGUGAAAAAUUGCAAUUUAUAUUCAGAAGCAUUGACAGUAAAGACCCAGAGAGUGUAUAUACAUUCAUUCUUCAGAUCAGCGAGGAGGGAUUAUAUCAAGUUGUUUCUUGUGAUCCCCCACUGAAGUGCAUGGCUCAGCUGGAGAAAAGGUUGCAAGAGACCAAAAACUUCUCUGCUUUCCUUGCCAAUGUCAGGAAGGAAUUUGCUGUUUUACUCAAGAACUGAGUUCAAAAUUAAGCAAAAGAACUUCAUUGUAUUCCAUUCAUGUUUUGCUUCUUGUAAUGUGUAAGGCAAAAUGAAUAUGCAACACUUUUUUGGGUUGACAUUUUAUAUGUAAAAGUAUGUUGAUAGUUUUUAUAGAUGUCAUUAGGGUGGUGUUUCAUUUGCAUGAUUUAAUCAGUGCCUUUUCUUCAAUGGCAUAAACAGCUCAUAAUAUUCCACUGUGUCAUGCAUAUUUGCUACUCCACUUCAGCAUUUAUAUUUUAGGAACAGAACCAUAUCUAUUUGUACAGUUGCUAGUCAACUACUGUGGUAGUGGAAAAAGUCCUUCAACCUAUAUAACACUUGAGGUUCAUUUUCAAACUGUACUAGUUUGGAACAGUCCUUUACAGUUGCAUAGUUUCCAUUUUAAAUGUUUAAAGGGCAAGCAUAUGAAUAUAUGUACGUUGCCAUGGUAUUUGUGCUUAAGUGAUAUACUUGUACCAAAUACAAAGUGUCCUUGGUUUAUUUAAAAAAUACAGUAAAGAAAUAAUGGUGCAAAAUUUGAAGACCAAGAGGUCAGUAACAAUUAUUUGACCAUAAUACAUGGGACAGUACAUUAAUUUGAAAAACUUUACAAAAUUUUUUUUUAUGUGAUCAAUCUGGGACUGUCACUUUAAAGGCAACUAAACACUUAAUGAAAGGGGG